Molecule: messenger RNA, 2809 nt
Organism: Toxotes jaculatrix (banded archerfish)
Lineage: Eukaryota; Metazoa; Chordata; Actinopteri; Toxotidae
Product: NADPH oxidase activator 1-like
Exons: 16
Coding region: 155-1765 (536 amino acids)
Biological process (GO): superoxide anion generation
Molecular function (GO): superoxide-generating NADPH oxidase activator activity; protein binding
Source: RefSeq, a predicted model, not a curated record
GUGGACAGAGAACUUCCUUGUAGGGUGGAGACUCUGGAGGAGGCCUUUUUCACUCACUCACUUCCCUGUUGGCACAGUGUGGAAGACAGCAGGCAUCACGGCAGAGUCAGACACUGACUGAACUCUCACCGGCCUCUCAUUCAGGAGCAAAAGAAUGCUUUACACUGAGUUACUGAAGUUGUGGAAUGAGUCCGUGCAGGCUGUGGACGCCAAGGACUGGCAAGGAGCUCUGCAAAAGCUUGAGCAGAUCAGUGAACCCACAUCUCGCACUCUGUUCAACACUGCCUCAGCUCACCUGGCUCUGGAACAGCUGCACCCGGCCCUGAAGGCUUUAGACCUCACCAUUGCCAAGGAUGAACGUCUUGCUGUUGGCUUCUUCCAAAGAGCAGCGGUGAUGAUGCAAAUUGACAGGUUGGAGGAGGCUCUGUCAGACUGUAUCUGGGCUCAGAAGCACAUGAGAGGAAACAUGGUCAUUGACUACAGACAGUUGGGACUGCGAUUCAAACUCUACAGCUGGCAGGUUUUAUAUAAUGCAGCAGCUGUGUACUGUCGGAUGGGCCAGUGGGAGCAGGCCGGGGACGUCCUGCUGUCUGCCUCUCAGGAGAAAGGAGGAAGUCGAGGGGGAAACAUAGAGGUGGCUUUGGACAGUGUCCUGAGGAAGGAGGUCCUGACUCCUCUCCUUGUGCCUGAGGGUGUGGUGUUUCGUCCCAGAAAACAGGACGUGGAGCAGCUGCAGCAAAGAGACUUCUUGGGCAAAGCAAAGGUGAUUUCCUCCAUGAUUCCAAAUGAUGAUUUUGGAGGAUUUGAACCUCUGAGGCAGCAGAAACCUGGUUUCUAUGAGCCCAAGAUGGAUGGAGCUCAGGAUUCUCGGUACAUGCGCGUACGGGUCCCUCACAUGGCUCGGGGCCCGGGACAGUUGACUGUGCCUGGAGGGGCCAUGGUGUUUUUAUUUGGCGAGGAGGACCGGGACGGGAUGGCGACUGUCAUAUAUGAUGGACAGAGAGGAGUUCUACCAAUGUCCCUGCUCGAGCCCACAGAUGUCAAGACAUCCAAGGGCAAAAAGGAGAAUAGAUUUCCCAGUGGGAUCCCCUUCCCACCCGGACUCAAACCUCCCACCCGUCCACAGGCCCAGCCCAGCCCUGCAGGUCCUCCUCGUGUACGUUUUACCACAGACACUCCACCUCCAUCCUACACUACUGCCACCCACGCACCGCUGCCAGCCUCAGAGCCUCCCAAGUACACAGCCAACGCAGCCAGCGACCAGCAGGCCAGCUCAGCUCAGAUACAAGAUGUGGGCUCUGUGGUGGUGAAGGUCCACUACAUGUACACCGUGGCUGUGUCUGUCCCUCUGGACACACCAUACCAUGAAGUGAAGGAACAAAUCGCACAGAAAUUGGGCCAGCCUGCAUCUCAGCUGCGCCUCAGACACAAGGAGCACGGCUCUCGGGUGCUGGUUCCACUCUGUGGGGAGGUGGAGCCGGGCAGUACCAUACAGGAGGUGGCUGAGGCCGGCAGAGCCACCCUGUGGUGCCAGAUAGAAGACCCCCUGGCCAACCGUACCAUCCUCUACCAGAUGGUGGCGCUCUAUGACUACGCUGCACAGGGCCCAGAGGACCUGGAGUUCAGUGAAGGAGACACCAUUGACAUCCUGGGUCAAGUUAAUGAGGAAUGGCUGGAGGGACACUGUGCGGGAAAUAUCGGCAUCUUCCCCAGCUGCUUUGCCUACAGGGAGAACGCUAACAUCACCCAGAGUUCCGAGUUAUAAAAGCCGACAAGUUACUGUGAAGUCAUCUCUAAUAAACCUGUUUACGUUGGCUGUUUAUAGCCUCAGAACAACCAAACAACACCCUUAUAGCAGCGUACAGUCCACUCAAUAUUGACUUUAUCGUGCUAUAAAAAUAUUUCUGUCCCAUGUGGUAUCUCUGUAAUGUUAGUGAAGUGUAUUGUGAAGCAUGUCUGUGAUACUGAAGAGUAUGUUUAUAUUAAACCUGCUGUAGUUUUCCUAUAUUCUAUGUCCUGUGGUAUAACUGUACUAUUCCUGAGGGAUUCUGUAAUAUUCUAAUGAGGGUUUAUGCUGAUACCUGUCAUGUACCGUGUCAAAUACAUUUUUUCCUAAUUUGGAAUCAACUUUAUGUUACUGUAAUGUUUCUGCAGGGUUAUAAUGAUCCUGUUUUGGUAACUGUGUUUAGUGUGUUACAGCUAUGCAGUGCUGUAAAGGCUAAUAUUGCAUCCUGAUAUGUUUUCUUAAUGAAGUUACUGAAGAUGUUUAUUUAAUCUCAGUGUGGUCUUAUAGAGAAUGAUAAGCUGUGUAGAAUGAAGGUGGAAAGAAUAAAUUUUUAAAAAGCCUAAAAAACUGAUUGUUGUGGUGCCCACAGCAGCACAUUUUGAACUUACAGUGUGAAGUGACAGUGCUGGGACAAACUGUGCACAGUGAUUUGCUUUGUUUAAAGUCAUUCUAUAACAGAUUUACUUUCAUGUUUUGGGUCAUUGUCCUGCUGACCCAUCCAUGAUUUCCAUGAUUUGCAUAUGUCACACUCAUGAACAGAGGUUUUAACCAGCUCCUGAUUCCUUUACGUCUUCAGUUGUUUCUGUGGGAUUAUUUAUCACCUCAUUAAUCAUUCGGUUUUGUGCCUCUAGAGUUAUGUUAGUUGGAUAUUCACUUCUAGGGAGAGUAGCCACAGAACAAGUGUGUUUGAGUGUGUUUGUUUUCCUUCCUUUUCUUAGUACUUAUUUAGUAUUUCUUACUACAAUUUUAUUUUUUUAUGUUGACCUUCACUCUCCUGAUCCCAGGAAACGCUGUCUCAUUUUG